This is a messenger RNA of Alexandromys fortis (reed vole), 2830 nucleotides long. RefSeq names its product tetratricopeptide repeat domain 27 (gene Ttc27). The record is from RefSeq and is a predicted model, not a curated record. Bases 168 to 2711 code for a protein of 847 amino acids. Lineage: Eukaryota; Metazoa; Chordata; Mammalia; Rodentia; Cricetidae. The transcript is spliced from 20 exons. Gene Ontology annotation, molecular function: protein binding.
CUGCUGUCAUGGCUGCCCCCAUGUACCUGUAUCCUCACAUGGGACGCUAGUCCUGCGGGUGUCUUCACGGUACCUGUGGCCACUAGACGCCGGCGACUCUGGUCCCUCCUCCUUUCGCUUCCUCCUGCCCCGUGGGACCCUCGCGGAACCCCUUUUUGGGUACAGUGAUGCCGGGAGGGAUGUGGACGCCGGAGCUGGCGCUUCUGAGAGGCUUCUCCACGGAGGCGGAGCGGCUGUCCUGGAAGCAGGCGGGCAUCUGUGGCUCAGAUGUUGGAGUUUUCUUGGACUUGCUGUUAGAAGGGAGCUAUGAGGCCAUGUUCUUACAUUCAGUGACCCAAAAUAUUUUAAAUUCAACAACGGUGGCUGAAGAAAAGAUUGACAGCUACCUGGAGAAACAGAUAGUAAAUUUCUUGGAUUGCUCGAUGGAUCUGGAAGAAAUUGAAAGACAGCAGCUGGUAUUCCUACUUGGUGUGAGCAGCCUGCAGCUUUUUGUUCAGAGUAACUGGACUGGGCCUCUUGUGGACUUGCACACUCAGGAUUUCUUGCCACCUGUUCUGUUUGAACAGUUUAGUGAGGUCAAAGGACUGGAUGCUGUUAUUCUGGGCCUGCUCAUUCUAGAUGGUGAAUCUGUCUACAGCCUGACCUCAAAGCCCAUACUGCUGUUAAUAGCACACAUUAUCCUAGUGAACGUCAGACAUAAGUUAACAGCUCUCCAGAGCUUGCCGUGGUGGACUCUGAGAUAUGUGAAUAUUCACCAACAGUUGCUUGAGGAGCGUUCGCCUCAGCUUUUCGCUCUUGCUGAAAACUGUAUUGAUCAAGUGAUGAAACUAGAGAAUUUAUUUGAAGGUGAUUCAGGUCGACUUUUAGCUAUUCAAUUCCAUCUGGAAAGUGCAUAUGUAUUUUUGUAUUAUUAUGAAUAUAAAGAAGCAAAAGACCGAUUCAGUACUGCUAAAGACAUGAGCAAGUUACAGGUUAAUCUGACAGGAGCAUUGGGAAAAAGGACACGAUUCCAGGAAAAUUAUGUGGCACAGCUGAUUCUAGACGUCAGAAGAGAAGAGGACGUCCCUUCUAGUCAUGAGUUCAGCCCAACACCCACCCCCCAGGAAUACCUUACCAAGAAUCUUGAGCUCAACGAUGAUACUGUUCUGAAUGAAAUAAAGUUAGCAGACAGUGAGCAGUUUCAGAUGCCUGACCUGUGUGCUGAAGAGCUUGCUGUCAUCCUUGGAGUCUGCACAAAUUUCCAGAAGAACAACCCAGUUCACAAGCUGACGGAGGAGGAGCUACUGGCUUUCACAUCUUGUUUACUGUCACAGCCAAAGUUCUGGGCCAUUCAGACAUCAGCCUUGAUCCUCCGGACAAAGCUCGAGCGGGGAAGCACACGGCGAGUGGAACGGGCAAUGAGGCAGACACAGGCUCUUGCAGACCAAUUUGAAGACAAAACUACAUCUGUACUGGAACGUCUGAAGAUUUUCUAUUGCUGUCAGGUACCUCCUCAUUGGGCUAUUCAGCGCCAGCUUGCAGGUUUGCUCUUUGAGUUGGGAUGUACCACUUCAGCCCUUCAGAUAUUUGAGAAGCUGGAGAUGUGGGAAGACGUGGUCAUCUGUUAUGAAAGGACUGGGCAGCAUGGGAAGGCAGAAGAAAUCCUUAGGCGAGAACUGGAGAAAAAGGAAACACCGAGUUUAUACUGCUUGCUUGGAGAUGUCCUGCAAGACCACUCCUGCUACGACAAGGCCUGGGAGCUGUCACGACACCGAAGUGCUCGUGCCCAGCGCUCCAAAGCCCUCCUCCACCUUCGGAACAAGGAGUUUCGGGAAUGUGUGGAGUGCUUUGAACGCUCAGUGAAGAUCAAUCCCAUGCAGCUUGGAGUCUGGUUUUCUCUAGGCUGUGCCUACUUGGCCUUGGAAGAUUACAUGGGCUCAGCGAAGGCGUUUCAGCGGUGCGUGACCCUAGAGCCUGAUAACGCUGAGGCUUGGAACAAUUUAUCCACUUCUUAUAUUCGAUUAAAACAAAAAGUCAAAGCUUUUAGAACUUUACAAGAAGCUCUCAAAUGUAACUAUGAACACUGGCAAAUCUGGGAAAACUAUAUUCUCACUAGCACAGACGUUGGGGAGUUUGCAGAAGCCAUUAAAGCUUACCACCGGCUCCUGGACCUACGAGACAAAUACAAAGAUGUUCAGGUCCUUAAAAUUCUGGUCAGGGCAGUGGUUAAUGGUCUGGCCGAUCGAAGUGGAGACGUUGCCUCCAGCCUCAAAGGCAAGCUGCAGGAGUUGUUUGGCAGAGUGACCUCAAGAGUGACCAGUGAUGGAGAAAUCUGGAGACUGUAUGCCCAGGUUCAUGGAAACGGGCAGAGUGGCAAGCCUGAAGAGAACGAGAAGGCAUUCCAGUGUCUCUUGAAGGCAUACAAGUGUGAUACACAGACCAGUUGUUGGGAGAAAGAUGUUACAGCGUUUAAGGAAGUUGUUCAGAGAGCCACAGGACUCGCACAUGUGGCUAUAAAGUGCAGUGAGAGCAAGUCCAGCCCCCAGGAAGCUGUGCAGGCCCUGUCUUCAGUUCGGCUCAGCUUACGGGGUUUGUUAUCCAAAGCGAAGCAAAAUUUUACAGAUGCGGCAAGUGGAGAAGUCUCUGGAGAGCUCACCAACGAAAUGGCAGCUCUGAAUGCUCUGGAGGCUGAACUGCAGGACCUCAGCAACCAGCUCCGGAACCGGUACUGACUGUGCCAGGGACAGCUGCGCAAAGGCACCUUUGCCUUCUCGGAUUCCUCAGUACCUGAGUAUCUGAAACACAAGAUGCUGAUUUUUAAAAUAAAUUUGUUUGCUGGCAAACAGGCUUA